UGCAUCUCUCCGCUGCGCAUAUGUGUUGUGUUAGUGAUUUGGCGUUUGUUAUACUUAUCAUUUCACAUACAUACGUGAACAAACGACGAAUAUGCCGAAAUCUAUACCCGAAAGGUGGCUCGAUUAUAAACCUUACGGUACGGUGAUACGUGGUACAAAAAUUCUGCCGUUCAAAGUACCGCUGAAAGAGACUGUGUGCAACAAUCUAGAGCCAGAAAUACGGUUUACAACGUCGGAUUUGGUGCAAGCGUUUCCGCGUCUCAAAUGUAUCAUCGACCUGACAAACACAGAUCGCUACUAUGACGGAAAGGAAUUCACAAGUGUUGGCAUCAAGUAUGAAAAGAUUUGGGUCCGCGGGCGUGAUCUUCCCUCCAUGGACGUGGUGAAACGAUUCUGUAAAGUGAUGGAAGAUUUUACGUCAGCUAGUGGUGAAGAAGAUAUUGUGGGUGUUCACUGUACACAUGGUGUAAAUCGUUCUGGAUACCUAGUUUGUAGGUACCUCGUGCAACAGUUAGGAUGGCACCCUGAGGAAACUUUGAAAGCAUUCGUGGAGGCUCGUGGGUAUCCCAUCGAGCGUGAAAUAUAUAUAAACGCGGUAAAGAAAACACCACAGCACAAGAAGAUCGAUACGAGUAAAGUCAGUUUGGAAUCUAACAAUAAUCCAUUGGGAUUGCCUUCAGCGUCAUCGACGCCGAACAUAGUCAAAAGAGUAGCACGUCCGUCGUUAAAUUCUUUAGGAGGCCGGUCGGCAUCGUUUACAAUGGGGCCACCAGGUUUUGCGCCGUUACGUCGUGGUUUCGGAACGGAAAAUUCAUUUCGGUCGCAACACUUUGGUUUUGGCGGUCCUCCGCCACGUUUUCGUCAUAUGCCACCAAUUCCACCGCCACCAGGUCCUCCACCUAUGUACGGGCCUAGGCCGUUCAGGUUUUCCACGACAACCAGGUCCGAAUCGAGCUCCUACCGGAGCACGGCUACCGCCCGGUCCACCGGCACGGUUGCCACCACCCAAAAUGCCAGCACUUCUUCCACCACCACCACCACCACCCCCACCACCGUCCGCGAGACCGCGACCUGUCGCGUUAGGGCGUCUUCCGGCACAGAAGAGAAAGCAGCACAUAAGACAGAUUGCAAGGCUGGUCAAAAAUUCCGAUACCUUGAUCAGACGGGACGGUCAGACGAGCAGAUCUUUACGAAAACUACUCAAAGAACAGGACUUUACAUUGGACACAUUCGAAGAGAAUUUGCUUACGGUUCCCGGUCAGCUGCGCAGACGAUCAACGAGAGGGAGAUAUCAUCAGGGCAAGUGACGACAUGCCGUCUAGGAGGCAUGAUAUGUGUGGUGUAUUUUGACGUAACUCGUUUAAAUAAUUCAUUCGUAUCACCUUGUUCUUUGUCGAUUAAGUUAAAAACAAUGUUUUUGAUCAGUAUGUAUGUAAAAUAACUUUAAAAAAUGUUAACAAUGGCAAAGAUAAAGCGAAUCUAAAAUGUAUUUUAAACGCGUCGUUAAGUAUUGCGGGCAUCUCCAAUUUAUAGUUAGCGAAAACCUUUGUCUAUAAAAAGUUAAAUAUGGUUCCCUAAAUUAACACGUACAGUGGUGUCCACGUAUAGGUUAUCUUUUUGAACCGCGAGUAGAUUACCGUUUUUCUCCCUUCACUCCUUUAUGGUAUAUGCCGCACUAGGUUGGCUUAUCUUUCAUCACUAGUUGGCUGCGGACAGCAAAGUUGUCAAACCAAUAUUUCAACAAUAGAUUGUCUGUCAUUUUUAUUUUACGUUAUUGAGAUUACUUUCCAUAAACUGUGAAGAUCUUUAUGAUAAAUGUUUGUCCAAGCACGGUCUCAAUUGGACUAUUUUAAGUUAUGUACCAAUAUGUAUUAAACAGUUUGUAAAUCGGAUAGCCAUAAGCUAUUUCACUUUUAUCACACCUAACACAGUUCCAGAACUGUAAACCGCGACACUACAUGACACGAAGAACAAGAAUAAUGGCCUUAGAGAAUGUGGUGUAUGAAGAAAUGAAGAAAUCAAGAAAUAUCACUGUUACGGCGCGAAAAUGAUUUUCGAUAUACCGUUAUUUGUUUUUAAAGAUCUAUAGCCUGGGCAUUUAAUUUUUCCUUGCAGAUGUGCCAUUUUUAGUUUUGCAAAGAAACGACGACUGUGUUUUU
This is a messenger RNA of Dufourea novaeangliae, 2159 nucleotides long. Its product is annotated as RNA/RNP complex-1-interacting phosphatase-like. The transcript is spliced from 10 exons. Gene Ontology annotation, biological process: dephosphorylation. The coding region runs from base 92 to 1441 and encodes 449 amino acids. Gene Ontology annotation, molecular function: polynucleotide 5'-phosphatase activity; protein tyrosine/serine/threonine phosphatase activity. NCBI's taxonomy places the organism in Eukaryota, Metazoa, Arthropoda, Insecta, Hymenoptera, Halictidae. The record is from RefSeq and is a predicted model, not a curated record.